AUGAGCUCCACGCAGUCAAACUCCUCUGCAAAUGUGACCUUUGUUCGUCCUGCAACAUUUUUCAUCAACGGCUUUUCUAAUAUCCCACAUAUGAAAUACUACUAUGUGUUCUUGUCUUUGGUGUAUGUUGUGACUCUUUUAGGGAAUUCAUUUAUCAUGUGUAUUAUUUAUUUGGCCCGCAGACUUCACACACCCAAAUACAUUGCUGUUUUCCAUCUGGCCCUUACUGAUCUGUGUGGAAGCUCGGCUGUGAUUCCAAAUAUCAUUGACACAUUUUUGUUUGACCACCAUGUAAUUUCAUAUGAAGUGUGCUUGGCAAAUAUGUUUUUUGUGUAUCAUUUCAUGAACAUGCAGUCUUUAACAAUACUUGUCUUGGCUUAUGACAGACUGGUUGCUAUUUGUUUUCCUCUACGGUAUCAUGCCAUUGUAACCAAAACAGCCAUGUUUCUUAUCAUAGGCGUAAUGUGGAGUUUUUCUGUGACAUAUUUUUCUGUAUAUAUAGGUUUGGUGAAUAGACUCUCUUUUUGUGUAUCAAAUGUGAUUGAUAGUUAUUUUUGUGAUUAUGGCCUUAUCUAUAAACUAGCUUGUAAUGAUAAUUCUAUAAAUAUUAUGAUGGUAAAAAUAAAUUUUGGUCUCCUGAUUUGCACACCACUGAUACUGAUCUUGAUCUCAUAUUUCUGCAUUGCUCUGGCUUUGCUUAAGAUUGCUCAUGGUGCUGAACGGAUAAAAGCAAUGAAAACCUGCACCUCACAUCUCAUGUUGGUGACAGUUGGUUAUAUCCCAAUUUUAAGCAAUAAUAUUGCAGUCUUAACAACACCAAUAAAUCCGAACACCCGGUUAAUUAACAAUUGCUUGACACAGACAAUAACACCUAUGUUGAAUCCUAUCAUAUACACUCUAAAGACAGAGGAAGUCAUGCAAUCCAUUAAAGAACUGUACAAACGAAACAAGGUGAACACUACAAAAAGAAUGACAUUUAGUAGGAGAAACUCAAAACAAAAAAAUCAGGUCUGAACCUAAUCAGCUGUGAUCAUUCAACAAAUAUCUAAUUUAACAGAGUUGAUUGAUUUUGAAUGUUUUGAGUUUUGUAGAAGUUGUGUUGUAAACAGGCCAAAUAUUUUUGAAACCUCUGGGCUGAAACCUAGUAAAGCUGCUUUGUGAUUGCUUCCUUUGUACAAAACAAUAUAUAAAAAAGUUCAGUUAAGAUUCUAUAAUAAAGCAUUGAAAAUAUUCACAUUUUCAUACAGUGAUUUAAGCUUCACUAUGAGUCAAAUAAAAUAACUUUUUUUUUGUUACAUUUGCUCUAUAUAUAGUAAAAGUUAAAAAAAAAAAAAAAAAAAGCUUCUGCAUACUGUUUGUUAUCCUUGUGAACAGAUAUAUUUACACUUCGGAAUAUAUUGAUGUCUUGAAUGAAGCAUUUGUUUAAGUUCUGACUGUGACCCACAGACAUUUUCUGAAUUGAAUAUCCAGGGAUCAACUUGUUUUAAGAGUGAUCCCAGUUGUUGUAAUGCAAGCAUGUGUUUCAAUGAACUAA
Molecule: messenger RNA, 1534 nt
Organism: Ctenopharyngodon idella (grass carp)
Lineage: Eukaryota; Metazoa; Chordata; Actinopteri; Cypriniformes; Xenocyprididae
Product: olfactory receptor 1500-like
Exons: 1
Coding region: 1-1014 (337 amino acids)
Biological process (GO): G protein-coupled receptor signaling pathway
Cellular component (GO): membrane
Molecular function (GO): olfactory receptor activity; G protein-coupled receptor activity
Source: RefSeq, a predicted model, not a curated record